AAUUAUAUCAUCAAAAAAAUACAAUAACAAAAAACUAUGGCCGAAAAAAUUCUUUCUAAGAAAAGAAAAUCCAGCAAUAAUGAAAACUUACAGAAUCUUCAGCAAAAGGGAAUUGAAGAAAUAAAAGUCUUUUAAGCAGCUAUAAGCAAUGAAAUAACAGAAAUACGCAAUGACAAUAAGCAUUUGAGAGAUGAAAUUGCCCUACUUAAAGAUACUUUUUGUACACAAAUGGACGGAGUGUUAAGAGUAUUGGCAGAGCAAAAUACCUCGCUGUAUCAACUUUCAAAAAAUUUGUACGCGAAACCUUUGUAUAUUGGUAGCUUCCCCAUCAAGACGGAGGAGGAGCUAGAAAAACUGGAAGGAAUCAUAACUGAUGAAAAAAAAAAUGAAAUGGCUGCAUCAGUACAAGGUCUUAUAAAAAAUGGAGGAUUUGAAAAAAAUAUGGACUGCAUUUUUUCGACGGAACUUAUUUUAGAUACUAAUUUAGACGGAAAGCAGGGGAAAAAAAGGCUUCUAAACUAUAAGAAAAUUAUGGGAGUUUUAUAUGGGGCAGUUGAGAAGGACGGAAUAAAUGAAAAAGCCUUUCUUCACGCUUUAAGGACAGGUCUUAGACGCGUCAAAAAUCGACAUUUUAAAAAUAUUUGUGUUAACAAAAAAGCUCUGUCAGAACAAAAUGAAUAGUUUUACUUCCCUAAUUACGUAAUUUUUUAUGACCCGUUGA
This is a messenger RNA of Rhagoletis pomonella (apple maggot), 721 nucleotides long. RefSeq lists its product as uncharacterized. Lineage: Eukaryota; Metazoa; Arthropoda; Insecta; Diptera; Tephritidae. The coding region runs from base 229 to 681 and encodes 150 amino acids. The transcript is spliced from 5 exons. The record is from RefSeq and is a predicted model, not a curated record.